Oxyura jamaicensis (ruddy duck) is the source of this 2205-nucleotide messenger RNA. RefSeq names its product LLGL scribble cell polarity complex component 1 (gene LLGL1). The coding region runs from base 35 to 2194 and encodes 719 amino acids. The record is from RefSeq and is a predicted model, not a curated record. The transcript is spliced from 13 exons. Gene Ontology annotation, molecular function: GTPase activator activity; myosin II binding. Gene Ontology annotation, biological process: establishment of spindle orientation; regulation of protein secretion; regulation of establishment or maintenance of cell polarity. NCBI's taxonomy places the organism in Eukaryota, Metazoa, Chordata, Aves, Anseriformes, Anatidae. Gene Ontology annotation, cellular component: cortical actin cytoskeleton; plasma membrane; cytoplasm.
CCGCAGCAACCCCUUCAUCAUCUUCAACGGCGGCAUGCCGCGGGCCAGCUACGGCGACCGGCACUGCGUCAGCGUGCUGCAGGGCCAGACCCUCGCCACGCUGGACUUCACCUCCCGCGUCAUCGACUUCUUCACCGUGCAGAACCCCGAGGUGCCCGAGGGAGGCUUCGAGAACCCCCGUGCCCUGGUGGUGCUGGUGGAGGAGGAGCUGGUGGUGAUCGACCUGCAGACGCCGGGCUGGCCCACCAUCCCCGCCCCGUACCUGGCGCCCCUCCACUCCUCCGCCAUCACCUGCUCCUACCACAUCUCCAACGUGCCCCUCAAGCUCUGGGAGAGGAUCGUCAGCGCCGGGGAGCAGCAGAGCCCGCGCCUCUCCUCUGCGGCUUGGCCCAUCAACGGGGGGAAGAACCUGGCCCAGGAGCCCACGCAGCGAGGUCUGCUCCUCACCGGGCACGAGGACGGCACGGUGCGGUUCUGGGAUGCUUCGGGGGUGUCCCUGAAGCCUCUCUACAAGCUGGGCACCGCCGGCAUCUUCCAGACCGACUGCGAGCACAACGACAGCCUCAACCAGGCGGGCGAGGAGGAGUGGCCGCCGUUCCGCAAGGUGGGCUGCUUUGAUCCCUACAGCGACGACCCCCGCCUGGGCGUCCAGAAGAUCGCUCUGUGCAAAUACACGGCCAAGAUGGUGGUGGCUGGCACGGCCGGCCAGGUGCUGGUGAUGGAGCUGAGCGACGAGAAGUCGGAGCACGCCGUCAGCGUGGCCACGGUGGACCUGCUGCAGGACCGCGAGGGCUUCACCUGGAAGGGCCACGACCGCCUGGCGCCCCGCAACGGCCCCCUCGCCUUCGCCCCCGGCUUCCAACCCAGCGUCCUGGUGCAGUGCGUGCCCCCCGCCGCCGUCACCGCCGUCACCCUGCACUCCGAGUGGAACCUGGUGGCUUUCGGCACCAGCCACGGCUUCGGGCUCUUCGACUACCACCGGCGCAACCCGGUGCUGGCCAGGUGUACGCUGCACCCCAACGACUCGCUGGCCAUGGAGGGGCCCCUGUCCCGCGUCAAGUCCCUGAAGAAGUCCCUGCGGCAGUCCUUCCGCCGCAUCCGCAAGAGCAGGGUGUCGGGCAAGAAGAGGCUCAACCCCGGCAGCCCCUCCAGCAAGGUGCAGGAGGCCAACGCGCAGCUGGCCGAGCAGGCGGGCCCCCCCGAGGUGGAGAUGACGCCGGUGCAGAGGCGGAUCGAGCCCCGCUCGGCCGACGACUCGCUCUCCGGCGUGGUGCGGUGCCUCUACUUCGCGGACACCUUCCUCCGGGACGCCGCCCACCACGGCCCCACGAUGUGGGCAGGGACCAACUCGGGCUCGGUGUUCGCCUACGCCCUGGAGGUGCCGUCGCAGGAGAAGUUUUCGGAGCGGGCGGUGGAGGCGGUGCUGGGCAAGGAGAUCCAGCUGAUGCACCGGGCGCCCGUGGUGGCCAUCGCCGUGCUGGACGGCCGGGGGAACCCGCUGCCCGAGCCCUACGAGGUCUCGCGGGACCUGGCCAAGGCGCCCGACAUGCAGGGCAGCCACUCCAUGCUCAUCUCCUCGGAGGAGCAGUUCAAGGUCUUCACGCUGCCCAAAGUGAGCGCCAAGACCAAGUUCAAGCUGACGGCGCACGAGGGCUGCCGGGUGCGGAAGGUGGCCCUGGUGAGCCUGGCGAGCGCCGGCCCCGAGGAGCGGGUGGAGAACUGCCUGGCCUGCCUCACCAACCUGGGCGACAUCCACAUCUUCACCGUGCCCAGCCUGCGGCCCCAGGUGCACUACGGCUGCAUCCGCAAGGAGGACAUCAGCGGCAUCGCCUCCUGCGUCUUCACCAAGCACGGCCAAGGUUUCUACCUGAUUUCGCCCUCCGAGUUCGAGCGCUUCUCGCUGAGCGCCAGGAACGUGACGGAGCCGCUGUGCUGCCUGGAGGUCUCCCGGCUGCAGGACACCUCCUGCCUCAGCAACUCGACGGCGACGCCGAAGCUGCCGCAAGCCAACGGCACCCACGUCCCGCACAGCCCCGAGGCCAACCAUUCCCCCUCCGACAGCGACAGGUCCCCCGAGGAGCACCAGGCCUCCUUCUCGCCCGGCGCCGUCGACUCGCCCAACAGCAGCAUGGAGAACCCGCUGGACACCACCGGGGACAUCACGGUGGAAGAAGUGAAGGAUUUCCUGGCGUGAGUUUGGAGGGG